AUGAAGGUUACUGGAAUAGGAAUGACAGUCCAAUGCAAAAAUUAUCUUCAAAGGGGUCAUAACAAGGCAUCCUGUAAGAAUCCCAUGGUCACACCUAAACCCCAACCCAAGAAAAAAAUGGGUAGACCAAGAUUGGAUCCUAAUAUCAGUCAUUAUACUAGAGGUGGUGUUAGAGGUAGUAGAGGUGGUGCAAGGGGUAGUAGAGGUGGUAGAGGGGGUAACAGAGAUGGUGCAGUGUGUAACACAGGUGGUGUAGUGGCUAACAGAGGUGGUACGGGUAGUAAGAGAGGUGGUAGGGGUAGUAAAAGAGGUGGUAGGGGCAGUAAGACAUCUAUUGGAAUUGAAGGUGGUGGAGUGGCUGAAGUUGAAGGUGGAGGAGUUGAAAAUGAAGAUGACACUAUUCUUGAAAAAUAUAUAGUCCAUUUAUGGAAGGCAAUGCAAGAUUUGAAACUAUCAGGGUGUUCAAUAGAAGAAAUUAAAAAUUCACUUAGUCUAACAGAUUCACAUAUGAAAUAA
Lactuca saligna is the source of this 516-nucleotide messenger RNA. NCBI's taxonomy places the organism in Eukaryota, Viridiplantae, Streptophyta, Magnoliopsida, Asterales, Asteraceae. The record is from the annotation of a GenBank genome assembly.